Molecule: messenger RNA, 5449 nt
Organism: Carassius auratus (goldfish)
Lineage: Eukaryota; Metazoa; Chordata; Actinopteri; Cypriniformes; Cyprinidae
Product: GTPase IMAP family member 7-like
Exons: 4
Coding region: 279-1214 (311 amino acids)
Molecular function (GO): GTP binding
Source: RefSeq, a predicted model, not a curated record
ACACACACACACACGCUGGUGAAGACUCUCUGAUGGUCAGCUUCACUGUGUGUGUGUUCAGACUCCGCUGAUCGCAGACAAAUUCACGGAUAAACCAUGGCUUCGUCAGGCGACACGAGACUGACAGCAGCAGGAGAAUAGUUGGAGGACAUUAUCAGGUCAUUUUUCCAGCUGGAGUCGGUUCAUUGGUGAUUCAGUGUUGACGUCAUCCAGUUCAGCUCUCCUCCAGUGAUGUCUGCGUGAUCAGUCCAGUUUCCCCAGGAAACAGGUGCGGGUCUAUGGAUCUUCCACCACCGAGAUUGUCUAUGAGACUGGUGCUGGUGGGAAUCACUGGAGCAGGUAAAAGCUCCUCCGGAAACACCAUCCUGGGCAGACAAGCCUUCAGAGUCCUCACAAGCCCUUCAUCUGUGACUAAAGAGUGCUCGAAAGAGACAGAGGAUGUGGCUGGAAGAGAGAUCACAGUAGUAGAUACACCAGGCAUGUUUGACACUGAUAUUUCAGAGGAGCAGCUCCUGAUACAGAAGAUCAGUAAGUGUAUAAACAUGACAGCACCUGGACCUCACGCCAUCAUCCUGGUCAUUAAAGUGGAUACGUUCACCGAGGAAGAGAAACACUCGGUGGAGAAGAUCAGAGCCAUAUUUGGAGAAGAAGCAGAUAAACACACCAUCGUCCUCUUCACUCACGGAGAUGAACUGACCGGCUCUAUUGAAGAGUUCAUGGAAGCCAACGAGGCUCUGCAGGAAAUCUUGAGUCGCUGUGGGGGAAGACAUCAUGUGUUCAACAAUAAAGACAUGGAGGAUCGUAAUCAGGUGGUGGAGUUCCUGCAGAAAGUAGAUGCUAUAGUCACUGCUAAUGGAGGAGAACAUUACACCAGUGACUCUUACCAGGACGUGGAGCUCAUGCUGAAAACUAAACCAGAGGAACUGAAGAAGGAGUAUGAGAAGAAACUACAAGACAUUCAGAGAGACCUGGAGGCCAGAUUUACUGAAGAGAUGAAGAAACUACAGGAGAGAAUAGAGACACUGACAGUGUCGGAGCAAGAGAAAGAAGAGAAGAUCAAAGAGCUGGAACAACUGAACAAGUGUAAAAUGAGAGAGUACAAGCGUUAUUAUAAAACCAAGCUCAGAGAGGCCAGACAGGAGGCAGAACAGACCUGUACUCAUCCAAAUAUAAUACACAAGAUCUUCCAGAAGAUUCUCAAAAUCAAACCUUAAUCACAUUCUGGUAAUAUGUAUAUCUGUGUUAGCCGCAGUCAAACACACCUGAAGCAUCGAGGAUUUCAGGACUGUUGAUAAUUACAGACAGGUGUGUUGGAGGAUUUAAUUACAUUGGAACUGAAGUCUGCAGAACAGUAACUCUCAAUACGCUUACAAACCCCUGAUAUACAGUAUGUGUAACAUUUGUAAUAUGUAGAGCCCUAAAAGCCCAAGGGUGAGCAAAAAGCAAGCAGGCAAAGAUCUGUUCGUGCCAUUUGGUUUUAAAGCAAGCCAAUUUGGGCCUUCCCAGAAGCGACUGUCCCAAGCAGACACUGUUGCAGGGCUUAGCCACACCCUGUACGGUUCCUUUCCCGUGCAUAAAUUAAAAAGCUGUUUAAUUCAUCAAUGUGGAUUUGUCUUUCUGUUUCUUUUAAUAACUUCUAUAAAGUUUCGUAACAUGCGUAGGAUUCCAGAUUUCACCAUUUCAUUCAUACCAAAGUAGUGCAAAUAAAAUUAGCUUUCCUUCAACACUAAUCUUUCCAUAUCUUACACAUACACUCACCUAAAGGAUGAACACCUGUUCAAUUUCUUAUUAAUGCAAUUCUAUAAUCAACCAAUCACAUGGCAGUUGCUUCAAUGCAUUUAGGAGUGUGGUCCUGGUCAAGACAAUCUCCUGAACUCCAAACUGAAUGUCAGAAUGGGAAAGAAAGGUAAUUUAAGCAAUUUUAACUGCCAUCAGUAUCCUUGCAUGAUAAUUUCAUAGGAACUUCCCCCUCACAUUGUGAAAUAAUAAUAAUAAUAAACUUUAUCUUAUAUAGCGCCUUUAAAAGUAGCAUCUCAAAGCACAUUACAUAAAAAAAAUAAAAAUUAAAAGAAACAUAUGUGCAGGCAGUAAAAUCAAAAAAAUAGAAAGCCAUUAUAAUAACAAACAAAGUAAUCACAUGAAUCACAUAAAAGCUAUCCUAAAAUACAAUGUUUUGAGGGAUGAUUUAAAAACACUAAGGGAUUCUGCAUUCCUAAUCUCAGAGGGCAGGGAAUUCCACAAUUUAGGAGCCAAAGAAGAGAAAGCCCAAUCACCCAUAGAUUUUAGCCAUGUUGUUUGGAUAGGUAAAAAAACCAGCUUCAGAAGAGCGUAGAGCACGUGUAGGAGUGUAGGGGGUUAAAAGCUCACACAAAUAUUGAGGGGCCACAUUAUUCAAGGCCUUAUAAGUGAGCAUGAGAAUUUUAAAAUUAAUAUGAAAACUAAUAGGAAGCCAGUGCAAUUUUUCCAGGCUAGGUGUGAUGUGCUCCCUUGCACUGGUUCUAGUCAGAAUUCUAGCAGCUGAAUUUUGUACCAACUGUAAUUUACUCAGGAUAGCAUUAGAAACUCCAGCCAGCAAUGCAUUACAAUAAUCAAUGUCUGAAAAAACAAAAGUGUUGAUUAACUUUUCAGCCACAGAGAAAGUCAACAUGGGACGUAAUUUGGCAAUGUUUUUGAGAUUAAAAAAAAUAUGCUUUAAUGUCAAAUGUUAUAUUGGCAUCAAAUAUCACCCCCAGAUUUUUUGUUUGGAAUUGUAAGGCAAAGCCAUCCACAUUUAAGGUUAUGGAUGCAACUGAUGAGGUGAACCAAUAAGCAUCGAUUUUUUUAAUGGACUUGUAACAAUGUUACAUGUUAAUUUAAUGGCCAAGUAUUUAACCUUGUACAGUACAGUAGAAAGUAUACCCACAGUACAGAAGUACAGUAGAAAGUGUAUCCACAGUACAGAAGUACAGUAGAAAGCAUAACCAAAGUAUAGAAGUACAGUAGAAAGUAUACCCGCAGUAUAGUACAGUAGAAAGUAUACCCGCAGUAUAGAAGUACAGUAGAAAGUAUACCCACAGUGUAGUACAGUAGAAAGUAAACCCUCAGUAUAGAAGUACAGUAGAAAGUAUUCCCGCAGUAUAGAAGUAUACCCGCAGUACAGAAGUACAGUAGAAAGUAUACCCGCAGUAUAGAAGUACAGAAGAAAGUAUACCCGCAGUAUAGCAGUACAGUAGAAAGUAUAGUUCAAGGCCUUAUAAGUGAGCAAGGCCUUAUAAGUGAGCAUGAGAAUGAGAAUUUUAAAAUUACCCGCAGUAUAGAAGUAUAGAAGAAAGUAUACCCGCAGAAUAGAAGUACAGUAGAAAGUAUACCCACAGUACAGAAGUAUAGAAGAAAGUAUACCCACAGUACAGAAGUACAGUAGAAAGCAUAACCAAAGUAUAGAAGUACAGUAGAAAGUAUACCCGCAGUAUAGUACAGUAGAAAGUAUACCCGCAGUAUAGAAGUACAGUAGAAAGUAUACCCGCAGUGUAGUACAGUAGAAAGUAAACCCUCAGUAUAGAAGUACAUUAGAAAGUAUUCCCGCAGUAUAGAAGUAUACCCGCAGUACAGAAGUACAGUAGAAAGUAUACCCGCAGUAUAGAAGUACAGAAGAAAGUAUACCCGCAGUAUAGCAGUACAGUAGAAAGUAUACCUGCAGUACAGAAGUACAGAAUAAAGUAUACCCGCAGUACAGAAGUAUAGAUGAAAGUAUAUCAGCAGUACAUAAGUACAGUAGAAAGUAUACCCGCAGUAUAGAAGUACAGUAGAAAGUAUACCCGCAGUGUAGUACAGUAGAAAGUAAACCCUCAGUAUAGAAGUACAGUAGAAAGUAUUCCCGCAGUAUAGAAGUAUACCCGCAGUACAGAAGUACAGUAGAAAGUAUACCCGCAGUAUAGAAGUACAGAAGAAAGUACACCCGCAGUAUAGCAGUACAGUAGAAAGUAUAGCUGCAGUACAGAAGUACAGAAUAAAGUAUACCCGCAGUACAGAAGUAUAGAUGAAAGUAUAUCAGCAGUACAUAAGUACAGUAGAAAGUAUACCCGCAGUACAGAAUACAGUAGAAAGUAUACCCGCAGUAGAGAAGUACAGAAGCAAGUAUACCUGCAGUAUAGAAGUACAGUAGAAAGUAUACCCGCAGUAUAGUACAGUUCAAGGCCUUAUAAGUGAGCAUUAGAAUUUUAAAAUUACCCGCAGUAUAGAAGUAUAGAAGAAAGUAUACCUGCAGAAUAGAAGUACAGUAGAAAGUAUACCCGCAGUACAGUAGAAAGUAUACCCGCAGUACAGAAGUAUAAAAGAAAGUUUACCCACAGUAUAGACGUACAGUAGAAAGUAUACCCGCAGUAUAGAAAUACAGUAGAGUAUACAGUACAAUUAUAAAAGAAAGUUUACCCACAUUAUAGAAGUACAGUAGAAAGUAUACCUGCAGUAUAGAAGUAUAGAAGAAAGUAUACCCGCAGUACAGAAGUAUAGAAGAAAGUAUACCCGCAGUAUAGUACGGUAAAAAGUAUACCCGCAGUAUAGAAAUACAGUAGAAAGUAUAGCCGCAGUAUAGUACAGUGGAAAGUAUACCCACAGUAUAUAAGUACAGUAUACUUAUACUUAUUCUAUACACAGUAUAGAAGUAUAGAAGAAUGUAUAUCCACAGUAUAGAAGUACAGACGAAAGUAUACCGGAAGUGUAGAAGUACAGUAGAAAGUGUACCCGCAGUAUAGAAGUAUAAAGGAAAGUAUACCCGCAGUAUAGUACAGUAGAGAGUAUACCCGCAGUAUAGAAGUACAGUAGAGAGUGUAUCCGCAGCACAGAAGUGCAGAAGAAAGUUUACCCGCAGUAUAGAAGUAUACAAGAAAGUAUACCUGCAGUAUAGAAAUACAGUAGAAAGUAUAACCGCAGUAUAGUACAGUAGAAAGUAUACCCGAAGUACAGUUGAAAGUUUACCCACAGUAAAGAAGUACAGUAGAAAGUAUACCCACAGUAUAGUACAGUACAAGGCCUUAUAAGUGAGCAUGAGAAUUUUAAAAUUACCCGCAGUAUAGAAGUACAGAAGAAAGUGUACCUGCAGUAUAGAAGUAUAGAAGAAAGUUUACCCACAUUAUAGAAGUACAGUAGGAAGUAUACCCUCAGUAUAGAAUUAUAGAAGUAUACCCGCAGUACAGAAGUACAGAAGAAAGUAUACUCACUAUAUAGAAGUAUACCCCCGCAGUACAGAAGUACAGUAGAAAGUAUACCCGCAGUAUAGAAGUAUACCCGCAGUAUAAAAGUAUAGAAUAUUACCCACAGUAUAGAAGUACAGUAGAAAGUGUACCCGCAGUAUAAAAGUACAGUAGAAAGUAUACCCGCAGUAUAGAAAUACAGUAGAAAGUAUAACCGCAGUAUAGUACCAGUGUUAAUUUCGUUGACGAAGACUAUGACUAAAAAUAUUCGUCAACUAACC